Molecule: messenger RNA, 1566 nt
Organism: Penicillium atrosanguineum
Lineage: Eukaryota; Fungi; Ascomycota; Eurotiomycetes; Eurotiales; Aspergillaceae
Product: MFS transporter
Exons: 6
Coding region: 1-1566 (521 amino acids)
Biological process (GO): transmembrane transport
Molecular function (GO): transmembrane transporter activity
Source: RefSeq, a predicted model, not a curated record
AUGCGAGUUCCAGACGAUCUGCACACUUCGUCUAUUGACGAGUCAACUCCGGCAGCCAGCAACGAUGGAGUUCCCGAUGUUGACAACGAAAAGCAUUCUAUCUAUGAAAGGGUGGAUAUUGAGAAAGGACCCACUAUCGGUGCCGGUUUAGAAGAGACAGAGGCGCGCGAUCCGAAUAUCGUCGAUUGGGAUGGGCCAGAUGAUCCCGAAAAUCCUCUAAAUUGGACGGCGAAGAAAAAGGUCACUGCGACGGUUUCAAUCGCCUUGAUCACACUCCUCACACCACUUGGCUCGUCAAUGUUUGCUCCAGGCGUUGGGCAACUAGUCACUGAUUUCGACAUCACCAGUACCGAGCUCGCCUCGUUCGUCGUUUCUGUAUACUUGCUUGGGUACUGUUUUGGUCCCCUUCUCAUUGCCCCAGUUUCAGAGAUCUAUGGCCGUCGAAUUGUCUAUAAUGUCUGCAAUGUUCUCUAUGUGAUUUGGACCAUUGCAUGUGCUGUGGCUCCAGAGAUCGGCAGCUUGACGGUGUUCCGAUUCUUUGCUGGUUGCGCGGGAAGUUGUCCGUUGACAAUCGGAGCUGGCUCGAUUGCGGACAUGUUUGUUCAAGAGAAGAGAGGUAGCGCAAUGGCGGCAUGGGCUAUUGGUCCACUCAUCGGCCCUGUCAUCGGCCCUGUCGCUGGUGGAUAUCUCGCUCAGGCAAAAGGUUGGAGAUGGACCUUUUGGAUACUGGCCAUGGCUAGCGGUGCCGUAGCGAUCAGUUCAUUUCUCACAGUCCGCGAAUCGUAUGCGCCCACUCUUCUCGCCCGCAAAACGAAGAAAUUGCAAAAAGAAACCGGAAACAUGAAAUUACGCUCCGUCCUUGACACCGGCCGCACACCCAGAGACCUCUUCCUGUUCUCGAUUGUUAGACCGACCAAGAUGCUAUUUCUGUCGCCAAUCGUCUUUCUCCUUUCUCUCUACGUUGCCGUCAUCUAUGGAUACCUCUACCUCUUGUUCACCACAAUCAGCGACGUCUUUGAAACUCAGUAUGGCUUCUCGCAAGGAUCGGUCGGUCUGUCCUAUCUGGGGAUUGGCAUCGGCUCGCUCAUAGGACUCGUUGUUCUGGGUGCAACGUCCGAUCGCAUACUGAAACAUCUUUCUGAGAAAAAUGGAGUCAAGAAGCCUGAAUACCGACUGCCGGCAAUGAUUCCUGGCUCUUUCUUCGUGCCUGUGGCUCUCUUCAUGUACGGCUGGACUGCCUACUAUAAGACACACUGGAUAGUUCCUAUCAUCGGCACAUCAUUCUUGGGCGUGGGAAUGUUGAUCGCUUUUAUGACGGUCAGCACAUACCUUGUUGACGCAUUCACCAUCUAUGCUGCGUCCGCGAUGGCCGCGAAUACUGUCUUCCGAUCUCUUGCUGGCGCUCUACUCCCGCUCGCUGGUCCCCAAAUGUACGCAACCCUCGGACUAGGUUGGGGUAACUCCCUCCUUGGGUUCAUCGCUCUGGCUAUGUGUCCGCUGCCUAUCAUCUUCUAUGUGUACGGCGAGCGCAUUCGGACCAGCAAACGAUUCCAAAUCCAGUUUUAG